GGGAGUUGCUGGGCCGGUUAUCACCUUAUACAGCCCAGUGGAGAGAGCUUACAGAGACCAAGUGCUCUGCUAAAGUCACACAGCGCGUGGCUAGCUGGGCAAGAUUGAAGUCCAUCUAGUCUGCGGGAAUGCUGGGUGACUUCUUUGCCUCUGUCUUGUUCUUCCCGCUCGACGGGAUUUCACUGUGGAGCACUGGCUGUCCUGGAACUCAUGGAGAUCGGCCUGCCUCUGCCUCGAUAGUGCUGGGAUCAAAGGCGUGAGCCACCCCUGCUGGGCUCUAAGACUUGUUUCUGUCUUGCAGCUGACGAGACUCAAUUUCAGACCAGGAAAGUAGCCUUUUAAAUGGGGGGUUUCCUCUCCCUAAUCGAGAUCCCAUUUCCUAAUCUUCCCGUCUAUCCAGGAGGCCCAGGGCAAGCACUGAGAGGCCUUCUUCUCAAACACCCAGUAUGUUGGGUUUUGUGUCCUCAGCACUUCAGGUACUGGCUGCAACAGCGGCUAGCUUUGCCUCCUAGAAACUUUUGUGUUCAGUCAGAAACUUCCAAGAAAUCUGUGGCACAUCCCAUCUUUGCCACGGACACCUGGGAUGACAAAUCCUAUAUGAAUUUCAAUGGCACCAGACCUUCCUUCUCUUACAGCCUCUGUCACCCCCAGAAGUCACCAGGGCAAAACAUUUGGGGCAGAGGAGAAGGCUCUUCUGACCUCCUAUGUCACAGUCUCAAGGAUGUCAGACUGUACCCAGCAGAAGCCCUGAGAAAUGCUCGUGAUUCCAGAUUUUCAGAGACUAAUGACCCCAAGCUCAGGACUCGCUUUGGGGACCCUCUAUGGUCACUAUGUCACCUGAGCGAUGCAUGCCAGGAACAAUGGCUUCUGUCUGUGCAGAGGGAGGGGGCGGGCUGUGGGAGUGUUUCCUCUGCAGAUGUUGAACCAGCGGCUCUAAAUCAGGACAGUGAGAGAUGUAAAAUGCUCUCUGUAUGGCUGGCUGCCACUACCCACUCAGCCCUGACAGCGGCUCCCAGAUGCCAUCCUCAGCUCACAGCCUGGGAGUCAGGAAGUGUAGAGACAAAGCCCAUAGCUGGGCCAGGCUCUCUUCUCUCUGAGGAGGCACCCGGAUCAGCAUGAGAUCCAGAGACCGUUCUAGGGACUUCCCAGGCAUUAGUUGACAUGAUCUUAUCAACGGCCCCGAGAGGCAGAGAUUGCUGCUGUCUUCCUCUCACGGACCAGGUGCCCAGAGGCACAGGGGCCUUGCCAGCGUGUAUGCUUGCCUAUGGAAUGGAAUGAGUCCAGAGAUGGCAUCCCUGAGGUCGCCUCUGAAUGAGAGGAAAGCCCAGGACCAGACUACUCAGGGCAGAGUGUUUUGGGAGACAUGAGGCUCUGGGAUUCUCCAUGCUGCCUGACCGGUCGUGAGGUCCUGACGCCCUUCCCAGGUCCGGGCACAGCGGCAGCUCCGGCACAGGCUGGUGCCCACCUGAAGCAGUGUGACCUCCUGAAGCUAUCCAGGUGGCAGAAGCAGCUCUGCAGGAGGGAGCCUGGCUUGGCCGAGACCCUGCGGGAUGCUGCACACCUGGGGCUGCUGGAAUGCCAGUUCCAGUUCAGGCAGGAGCGCUGGAACUGCAGCCUGGAGGGGAGGACCGGCCUGCUCCAGAGAGGCUUCAAGGAGACAGCCUUCCUGUACGCGGUGUCUGCAGCUGCCCUCACACAUGCGCUGGCCAGGGCCUGCAGUGCUGGGCGCAUGGAGCGUUGCACCUGCGAUGACUCCCCAGGCCUGGAGAGCCGGCAGGCCUGGCAGUGGGGCGUGUGUGGUGACAACCUGAAGUACAGCACCAAGUUCCUCAGCAACUUCCUGGGGCCGAAGAGAGGAAGCAAGGAUCUGAGGGCGAGAGCUGACGCCCACAACACCCAUGUGGGCAUCAAGGCUGUGAAGAGCGGCCUGAGAACAACCUGCAAGUGUCAUGGCGUGUCAGGCUCCUGUGCUGUGCGGACCUGCUGGAAGCAGCUCUCCCCAUUUCGUGAGACUGGCCAAGUGCUGAAGCUACGCUAUGACACGGCUGUCAAAGUGUCCAGUGCUACCAAUGAGGCCUUGGGCCGUCUGGAGCUGUGGGUACCUGCAAAACCUGGUGGACCUGCCAAAGGGCUAGCACCUCGGCCUGUGGACCUGGUCUACAUGGAAGAUUCUCCCAGCUUCUGCCGGCCCAGCAAGUACUCUCCGGGCACAGCAGGCAGGGUGUGUUCUCGGGACACAAGCUGCAGCAGCCUGUGCUGCGGGCGAGGCUACGACACCCAGAGCCGCAUGGUGGCUUUCUCCUGCCACUGCCAGGUACAGUGGUGCUGCUACGUGGAGUGCCAGCAGUGCGCACAGCAGGAGCUUGUGUAUACCUGCAAACGCUAGGCCUCGACCAGGCAGGCGAGACCUGGACACUGCCGGGACUCCGAGGAGCAGUGUGGAAGCACGCACCUGCCGAUGCACAUGCUGUGCACAAGAACGGGCGACUCAUCUCUCUCCCCACAACAGAUGGUCAGCCAGCCUUCUGCCUUCCCCAGCACUCAGCAGGGAGAAAGAAAAGUCCUGCCUUCUGGUCCCAGGAUCACCAACCUGGUUGAGGACUUGGGGCUGGAGAACAGACAGAAGGGGAUCUUUGAGGACCAGGGUAGGGCAGGAAUGAUGCUGUGUGGGAAGAGAGAAGCAACCUCUUAUCUCAAGGCCAACAAAAACUGGGAGGAUGUGGAAGAGGGGGGUGGAGUCAGCUGGAGUGUGAGGUCAGGGCAUCCAUUUGGGCAUGGCUGAUCUGUUGUGGUCCCACUCUGAUGGCAGAGAGCUCCGGGUGCUACACACCUGCCCUGCUCUUGUGGCUUUGUGCACUGGAGACUGUUUGGAAUGGUUUUUUGGAAGCAAGGGAAACCUUUUAGGCUUGGGUGGGUUGAAUCACAGAGCCCAUGCCCUGAAGUCUUAUGUCCUAGCACUCAGGGCUGCCUCCUUGUCUCCUUGUCCUGAGAGGCCCCCACAAAGCCCCUGAGCUCUGCUCAACGAGACCCCUGAUGCAUCUAAGAAGGGUUCAGGAGCCAGUCUCCUUGGUAAGACUCAGAUAUAUGCAACUAGGGUUGAGUGAGGAGAUGGUGACCGUUUCUCUUUUCCUUGGUGGCCCAAGGAAACUUUGAUCACAGCCCAGAGGACAGAGAGGUGCUGCCCACAUGCCUGGGAGAGAUAUGACAGGCUCUGUAUUGAGACCCCACCCUGGAGUGUGCCCUACCAAUUCCUGUGACCAGGGUCCCCUAGAGCUGCAGGGCCCCCAUACAUGUUAGUAACACAUAAGAAUGAGUGGUUCAUGGGGCACAAGUCCACUUACAUGCCCUGCUCUCAAAGAUGCUUUUGCAGGCUUUUUUGCCCUGGCCUAAGUCCUUGCCAAGCCUGCCUCCUCAAUGGUCCUACUCAUUUACUAAUGGCCAGGCACUUGGGCUCCCAUCAGGAGGACCAGAAUGACUGCUGGUGAGCCCUUCGGCCAUUUUUAAUGCCUCCUACCAAGGCCCUCUGUGAAAGGAGAGGAAGUAGUAUACAAGUAUAGGCUCACACAUGUGCACACAUGCGCACACACGCACACACACACACACACACACACACACACACACACACACACACACACACCUGCCAGGCACAGACAUUCCAAGGAGCAGUGUGGCAUCUUUCCAGCCCAGAGCAAAGACCUCACUGAGGUCGCUGCUGGAGGCUGUGUGCUACCCCAGGUCAGGGCCCAAGGCCAACCAGGAGGAAGUGACCUCCUUUGGGAAGCCUUUAGCCACUUGGCUGGCUGUGCUGCACCCUUCUGUGAGCUUCCUUCCAACCCUGAAGUAUGUCGAGGUUACCACCCCUCUAAGGGAACAGGAAGCUUCAGAAUCAGUGCUCAGCGCCAUCGGCCCUGCCGGCUCCAGGAAAGAGGCUCUGUGGUGGAGAUUUCCACAGGUCAGAAGGGGCCACGCUCUCUUCUGUGCCUCAGGGUAGCAUGAGGAUGCUGGGAAGAUCUUUGAUGACAGAAGGUCCAAGGAGGAACCACAGUGACCCGAGACCCUUCUCUGGAAUGACUUUGUUGACUAAAGAAACCCAUCCUCAGCUCGUCAGGAGGCAAAAACAGAUUGAGAACUGCUUCCCACUGAAGGAAGAUGUGUUCCUUGGCAACCCAAGGCGUCCCUCUCCUCUAGGACCUCUAAUCCUGUUCUGCUUCGAGGGUACAAGGCAAGAAGGGAGCCUGGGAGAACUUGGGAACUCGAACACCCAGAUCUAUGACCUGUACCCUGACUCGAUGGCCAGGAGGGCCAGGGGUGAAGGAGGGUCAAAGAUGAACUUGAAGUUGAGGCUGAGGCUGACCGACCAUUAAGGCCGAUGCCCUAAGGCACCCUCAGUCAGUCCUCUCCCUCCCUUCUCCUUUCUUUCUCCAAGGCCCUGCUCCCCCUAAAAUCCCACCACAGCCAUGCUGGGGCCCCUCAGACCAGAACUUUAAGGGAGAUAUUACAGGGUGUUUUCACCUACCUCAUACAUAUAAUUAUUAGAAAAUAAUUUAUGUAGCUAAGAGAUAUGGGAAAGUAUUUAUGAUAUUUAUAUAGCUUCUCUUACCCAGAAGCCUCUGGGGAAACACAGCUGGGUCUGCCUCUGGCCUCGCAGAGCUGGAUGCCACAUAGCUGAGAGAGGUCACAGGUCCUGUGUCUUACUCUGUCUUGGAGUUCGGGAGCACACAUCCCCCCUGAGAUGAGCCCCGUGACACUGAGCAGGAUUGUCCCUGUGAAGUCUGUGGAUUCUCUGCCUCUGGUCCCAGAGGCCUUUCUGCUCUGGCCAAAGGAUUUCACCCAUAAAGGACAAAAAGGAUGAGUACAUCUGGAUUUGUAAAGCACUUUCCAUCUUCAGAAACACUUCUCUCUCUUCUCUCCCUUGGUUUCCCCCGGUUCCUUAUGAGGUUAGGAUAGGUGAGGCCACCUUACAGUUACCGCUUUCCAGAUUUGGCCCAGAGAUGGGGGCCUGUGCUCAAAGUCACACAGAAGAGAACAGUGAAUGAAUAUUGACUUGAGCAUGCCCCAGGAACUGCCCUACCCUGAACCUCAGAGUCAAAGCCAGCCACUUUCAGUGUGAACCUGGAAGCUAAGGAAAGGUCCUUGCUGCAUGUGACACCGGUCUUCCCCCACGGUUGCAAUGUUAGUUUCUCAAGCAAGCUGAGUUUCAUGUCCCCAAAACUUGGACUUCCUGAGAAACCUGGACUGACAAGGACUCCAUGGAGACCAUUCUUAGAGAGAGUGUCCUGCAGCCCACAUUGACCUCCAUGACCAGGCCCUCGCAGCUCCUCGCAGCUCGUGGGUGACUUUUGUUUCUUCUCUUUUGUGUUUUCUUUUAAAAGUGACUUGUUUCCUAUUGGAUUAUUAAUUUUUUUCUUUGAAAAUCAGUCACACUGGCAAAUGGGACCUUCAUCCUGACCUGGCUGCCAGCAUAGGGAGCUACACCAAACAGAAUACAUGGGGAUCUCCAAUUGGCCCAGUGUCCCCAGCCCUUCUUGGAGUCAUACAAGCUCUCCCAUUUGGCUGGCUUUCAUGAGCAUGCAGAACCUGUCCCCUGGUCUAGAGAACACCAGCUAUUCUGGCACCCUCCGUUUGUCUGGUAGACAGAUUACUACACCGAGUCUGUCUUUCUUUCCCCCCCUCAGCAACCCACGAACUUCCAUGCUUCCUGUCUGAGCACCCAGGAGAACCCCAGUGGAGCUCUUCUUUGCUGAGUGCUGAAACAGCCAUCUCACCUCCCAGUGAUUAUUUAGGGAGCUCCUGAUCAUGCCAGGGGGACGCUCUGGGUGCUAGGGCACAGCAGUGCUUAAGAGCAAGUUCCAGCCUCAUGGAGCUGACAAGCCGCCGAGGAGCAAGCUACCAAACCAUUAAACUAUGCACUGGUCA
Messenger RNA from Rattus norvegicus (Norway rat), 5916 nucleotides. It is a transcript of the gene Wnt9b, whose product is annotated as Wnt family member 9B. The record is from RefSeq and is a predicted model, not a curated record. NCBI's taxonomy places the organism in Eukaryota, Metazoa, Chordata, Mammalia, Rodentia, Muridae. Gene Ontology annotation, molecular function: signaling receptor binding. Gene Ontology annotation, cellular component: extracellular region. Gene Ontology annotation, biological process: Wnt signaling pathway.